CCCCUAAAUGCCAAGAUGCACGGCCUUUUUGCCGCUGUGCUCGUCCUCGCCCUCCUUGGCACUGAAGGUCAUGCCCUGUCGCCCCCAAACAACGUGGACAUCGUUGGCAAAGGCGUGCUCACUUUCCAGUCAUCUAUUGAUGGCGAUCCGCAAUGCUCUUCGUCACGGUGCAACACGCCUGGGUUCAUGAGUAGCGCCGUCUUCAACCUGUCUUCCUUCGAACAAGGCCAGCACUAUGAAGGCACAGUUGCCGUUCCCGAUGGCUGGACCUACCUCCCAAACUUCAAGUGUCGACUCACGGAUUCAGUCAAGGCCAUGCACGACUGGUUUGACUACAAGUCUGUGGUGAACGCGUACACGCACUCGGAGCACCACGGCCUCUUCCACUCAUCCUCAGAGACGCACUGGUUCUCUGCCGUCAACUCGCUCACGGUCAACAAGAACAACGUGGUCGUUCGCCACAGCAUUGCCUGCACAAGCUAUCAUGUUCAGCGCAACACGUUCGACAACAGCGCCGUGCUCACCGCGGGCUUCAAGUCCAACGUGGCCGAGCUGCUCCCGCGCGACGAGAGCGAGUACAACGAUAAGCUUAACGACAUGCUGCAGUUUGCCAACGCCUACGGCGACUCCGUUGUUGCCGACGCUGAGUUUGGCGGCAAGUCGGUCCGCGUAACCGCAUUCAGCCAGGAAAGCUUCGAGCAUCUCCGCAAGACGUCGGGCGACCUGCACUCCUCAGCCACCCUCAACCACAUCUGCUCCAUUGGUGACGACGUGCUCUGCAACAACCGCACCCCUGGCUGGAACGAACAGGAGGCCUUCAACUCCAGCAAAAUCUCCGUGCAGACAAGUUACAUCCCCUUCCCGCCCGUCCACGGUCAGCUCACGCGCGGCGCAAACGCGUGGGCUCUCGCUGUCGAGAAGGACCCGGGCGUUGUCGCAUACACCCUGCAGAACCUCACCGCCGUCCUCACGCCAGCCUUCUUCCCAAACGACCCAGCUAUCGGCACGCGCGCACAGCUCUACCAGCGCUUCCUCAACAAUGACUUCUGCAAGACGCGUGCGGGUGGCUGCCCCAAGCUCCCCCCACGCUCUGCUCGCUGGACCACCACAGACACGGGCAUCACGUCCUUCCAGCCCAUGGCAGGCCAUGCUGCCGUGUUUGCCAACGUCUCCAUCUCCACCGCCAACGCCAACGCCAACGCCAACGCCGUGCUGUUCUUCAGUGGAACAGCGAGCCAAGCGUCCCUGCCCGAUGUGCCCGCCGUGCAGCGCUACGUCCCCGCAGCCAUGCCGCCAAAAACGGCGCCAACCCCAACCAAAGCCGCCCAGGACCCAUCCGCUGCAUUGCAGGGGGUGGCGCCAUGGACGCUGCUCUCGCAGGACCCGCGCGCCAACGUGGCCAACGCCUCCGCCGCCGUGCUCAACGAUCGCGUGUAUGUCACCGGUGGCGCCGGGCCGCCCUUCACCAACACCAGUGGCCGCACCACCGUCAUCUCCUUCUCGCCCCAGAAGAACGAGUGGAUCAACGUGGAGCCCAUGCAGACGCGCCGCCAGUUGCACUGCACGUUUGUCGCCUGCGGGGCGCUGCAUGUUACUGGCGGUGGCACGCCUGUGACGGAGGUGUAUGACCCGGAAACCGACUCGUGGUCCACAGUUCAGCCCAUGCCCCUCACCCUGUCCGGCAUGUCGUGCACGGUGGUGAACGACUCGCUCGUAUACGUCGUCGGCGGCGUGCUGCCGGACGGCACGCUAAAUGCAAAGGUGCUGUUGUACAACGUGGACACAGACCUGUGGAGCGACGCCCAUGUCCCGCCCAUGGGAGGCGCUGACACUCCACGCAUGGGGCACGCCGCCGUCGUUGUGGGCAACGACAUCCUCAUCAUGGGUGGCCGCGAUGCAACUGGCCUCGCAGCCCGCUCACCAGACACGAACGCCGUGGCCAGCCUCAGUGACGUGCGCAUCCUGCAGCUCCCUGUCAAGGGAGCGACUGCGGAAUGGAUCCCUGGCUGCGGCCUUCCCGAGGGCACCGCGUUUGCCCCGGCAGUCACCAUGCCCUCGGUGAGUGCACCCGGAGGUGUGGACGUUGUCGUUGCUGGCGGCUGCAAGGACAGCCAAUGCAAGGGCGUCGUCUCCAGCGUGCAGACAUACACCAUUGCGCCAGGCGCAACAAUCCAGUGCUCGCAAACCGCAGUUCCUACUACCUUUGGCGCCAACAGCAACACCGCCAGCGGCACCAGUGCCAACAGCGCUAGCAGUAGCAGUGACAGCAGCAGCAGCAGCAACAACAGCAGGGCACCUCGCACCAGCGCUGGCUCCACCAGCUCCCAGACCUCAAAGCAAGCCCGCGUGACCAGUGCUGGUGCUGCAUCGCCACCGCUUCAUCCCGGUGCAUCGUUGCCUGGGAUGGGCGUGUCCACGGUGACGGGCAAGGUGGUGCCAGCGCGCGUGUUUGAGCCAGACUGCAAGAGCUGCUUCUGGCUUCACAAAACACACGACAACCAGAGCGUGCCCAACGCCUUGGACGUGCGCUCGCUGCGCCGCUGCUCCUUCCAAACAGAGACGGGUCUCAUCCAGGACGAAGUGGAUGCCCAGGUUGCAGCCAGCGCCUGGAUGAGUGCUGAGCUUUUCUUCGGCUUCCCGGGCCUGCUGGACUUUGCCUUCAGCGCCAACUUUGAGGCGGGCUUGUCUGCCUCUGCCUCCACCACCUUCCGCCACACCACCGCCUUUGCCUCUGGCCGAUGCGAGCUGUUUGACAUUAACUACAUUGAGGCCCGCCCAGGCGAAGAAGGCGUUGUUGUGACGCCACUCGCCAGCACGGACCCAAACGAGGCCCCCCGCAACAGCCGCAGCAGCCGCAGCAGCCGGAGCAGCCGCAAUGUCAACGCCGAUGGAGUCCACACAAAGAAGAGCGACGGCCCUGACUCCCUGUUGACGCCGCCUGUGUCGCCCGACUUCAAGGCGGCUGUGAACCUGCUGGUGCAGCAGAUCAAGGAGGGAAACACCACCAAUGCCCGCGCCCUUGCCGUGAGCAUUCUGCAGCACUUUGGCGACGCCUAUGUGAGCUCUGCCUCGUUUGGCGCGCGCUUCUCCCAGUCCUUCGAGAUGACAGAGUCGCACUUCCACGCUGCCCUGCGGGCCAACGUCGACUUUGGCUACUCAAGCUCGCACUCAACCCUCUUCUUCUGGGGCGGCUCCCACAGCGAGGACGCGCAGGCGCACGUGAGCGCCAACGCUGAUCUCGUGCGCUACACCAGCUCCAACCGCACCACCUGCGUGCCGCUCUGUCCGCCCCUCACCAACAACGUCACCAUCAACACGACCGGGUUUGAUAACAUCUUUGACAGCGACGGCGGCCACGUGUCCCCAAUCGCCACGCGUGUGCGCCCCAUUACCGAGGUGGUGACACCCGCGUACUUCCCCACCAUCAGCCACGCCCUCCUGAACCAGACCGCCGAGCUCAUCCGAUCCGUCAUGCUGGACGGAACGUACUGUGCCCAUACGCCCGGCUGCUCGGCAGCCAGGCGACAGCCGACGUGGCAGUAUGCGCCCAACAUGCUACCCGUGGGCGCCACAUACUCGCGCGCCGUGCUUGUCAACGAGUCUGCGGUUGUUGUUGCCGGCGGCUGGCUUGGCACCGUGUCCGACGUCACCCUGCUGUAUCGGCCGCCCAUGGUCAAGGGCGUGCAGGCGCCGCAGUGGCAGCACGUGAGCCCAGCCCCUAUCACCAACGCGUCAUCUCUUGUGCUCGCGCCCAACAGCGCGCUCUGGUCCGUGUGCAACGUUCCGGCUGGCUCCACGUCAAAGACACAGUCGGCCAUCUACAACACAACGACUGGCAUUUGGGUCUCGGGGCCCUCCCUCCCUGAUUCCGUGAACAACGCCGCGGCCGCGCUGGACGCCGCAAGCGGCAAGAUUGUGGCUGUGGGUAUGCUGGCUGGUGCGUCAACGCAGACGGCAUGUCGUGCGUACCACCUUGACACAAGUGCGAGCUCGCCCUCGUGGCAGCGUCAGCCGCAUACAACACCACUGCUGUGCCUGGCCAAUGCAACAGCUGUGGCAGACGGUUCCGGAAGCGUCUUCCUGUUUGGCGGGCGCCGCCCAGAUGGCUCGUGCUCCUCGGCCAUUCUGAAGUACAACGUGACCACCGACGAGGUGCGCGUCGUUGGGUACCUUCCCAUGGCCAUGUGUUCAGGUCAGGCACACACGCUGCCCACUUCAUCCUCCGCCCACACCACCACCACCACCCCCACAAUGGACAGGCAUAAGAACUUGGGUCGGGCGUCCGGUACUCCGUUCCCUGGCCGUGCAAGUGACACUGUCGUCAUUGCUGCCACAGAUCCUCACUCUGGCAGUCGCUUAAAUGUGUGGCGUUGGAACAUGGUUACACGCGAGCUGGUUGUGCUGCCGUCCUUCAACCGAGGUGGGGACGAAUUUGCCGCCGCCAUCACCACCGUGUACAUGCCCAGCACAGAUGAGCUGUAUGCAUUUGGGGAUGGCAUGCUGCCACUUCGUCUGCGUGCGGCUUUUGGUGUUGUUGCACCUCCUGGUGCAACCGUGGGCGACAAGGUGGGCCUGCACCCAGCAACCCAGUCCCUGCCAGCACAACCAAUUGAGACACAAUCGUCCCAGGCUCCCUUCGGUGCUGCAUCAUCGUCAUCGCAUGGAUUGCCUUGGUCUUCGUCAUCCCUGUCAUCCCCGCCUGCGUCAGCAGCACACAAGCACCCCCUUCACGGCAGGCACCACCAGAGCAAUGCGUAUCCUCAACAAGAACAACAGCAACAAAGUGGGCGGAUUCGGCGUGGUGGCAGCCGGCCGGUUGCCGUGUCCCCCAAGCAGCCGCAAGGCAAGCCAGCCCUCCGGUUUCAACAGGUGGACAUGAUGCUGCGUGGGUAUCACACGAUUCGCGGGGACCCCCUGUCGCGCACAGGUGCCGACCCUGGCUGGAGCCGCUAUCCCGUGUUUGAGAUGGACGGCAACACGCCCUGGUCUGGCGUCAUGCAGGUGCCUGGCGACACAUACGACUGGACACUUCCACCAGGCAUCAAUGGCGAAGGCGGUGCGAGCUCGGACACGUGCAAGUACGCCAAAAAGGCCUGGCACGUGCACGGAACCACGGCGCUGCAGCACACGCUGCGUGGCCUCUUCAGCGUCAUCCCAUCGAAGAAGUUCCUCUGGCCGUCGCUGCUCGGGUUUGAGUAUUCCCUCGGAGGAACAUGGGCCAUGGUGACGCAGCAAACGGCCAGCUUCACGGCAGACCUGGCCAUUGCCAUUGGUCACUGCACCCGCUACACGCUUUCCCGCCCCAACUAUGCGUCGGGCCUCAGCUUCACCACCAAUUUCUUGAAUGACCUGCGCGCGCUGCCAAGAGACGUGGAUGACGACAACCUGCCUGUCUUCGCCAACUUCACGGACAAGUACGGCUUGUAUCUGCCAAACUCCAUCCAGUUUGGCUCCAUGAGCGUGCAGGUCUCUGCUGUGGAGUCGUCCAUGGUCCGCGCCAUGAUUGAGGGCAAGACGUCGCUGAGCGGCGGUGCCGAGGCAGCACUGCUGUUCUUCUUUGACCUGGACGCCUCAGCAUCGGCAUCGGCCUCAGCCAACUUGACGGCCGAGAUGCGACAGGCCAUGACAUUCAACUACACCACGUGCAUGCCCCGCUGCCCACCCCGCGUGAAGGACCCCAGCAACAACGCGGCCGCGUGGCAGGCGGAGCUGGAGCUGCCACAGGGCGAAGUGUACCCUGUUGGCGUUCAGCUGGACGCCCUCCCCAAUGUCCUUGACCAGUCACGCCACAACCUCCCUUCUGAUCUGCAGGGCGAAGCGCUCACCGACCGCCUUGUUGCACUGACGGAGUAUUGCGACCACUACCUCCCACAGCACCUUGGUGCACAGGCCGCUCAGGCAAACCUCCUGUGGAAGAACGCGUCACACGUGGGGGAAAUGCCCGCACCGCCCGGCCCGCUGCCAAUCCCAAGUGCCCUCCGCCAUCCAGUCAUGGGCGCGGCUGCGCUCAUGUACCACAACGACACGCUGGUCAUUGGCGGCUUCAACAGCUCUGGCCUGCCCACAACGGAGGUGCAGGUGUUCUCCUCCGGCUCGUGGGUGACGCAGGGCAUGCUGCCCACCCCGACGGCGUAUGCCGCUGCCACCGUGUUCCGUGACCAGCCAUAUGUGUGCGGUGGCAUCGACACGUUUGCCAGCGGCACUCCCACAGCGACAGGCAAGUGCUACUCAGCCGUUGGCGGGGAGUGGAGUGCCCGACCAUCGCUGCAGGUGCCACGCUUUGGGCACAGCAUGGUUGUGGUGAACGGCGCGCUGUAUGCAAUUGGAGGCAUGAUGUCGAACGGGACGGCGCUGGCCAGCAUCGAGGUCCUCACAACCAACGCCACGACCUGGACCAUCCUCAACACCACGUCUCUGCCAGCCGCGGCGAGCGGCAUUGCUGUGGCGUACUCGCACGCCCUCAACAAGGCUGUGCUGGUGGGUGGCCUCUCGGACGGCAGCGCCCUGCAAUCCAUCCUCGUCUUUGACGGCACCAAGGUGACCACCAUCUCGCCUCGGCUCGUGCUGCGCGAUCCGGUUGCAUUUGCGUCGGUGAUGGAGAUGCAGAACGGCUGGCUUCUUGUGACAAACGGAGUCAGCGGCAAGGGCGGCGCGUCAACGCGAGUGUCGUAUCGCCUGGACCUUCAGGCCAUGUCCGUCUCAGCCACACCGACACCGCCGUCUUAUCAGAUCGGCGCUGCCAUGGUCCCCAUCACCAACACAACUGGCCUUCUCUUUGGUGGCGAGUCCUCAUUCACUGCGCAAACGAUUGAUGGCACGUACCCGUUUAUCGACGCCUCCACAAGCGCUCCAUUCACAGCCUCCACGGACAUCAAGGUUGUCUCCUUCCAGUGAGCACGGGUGAGAUGCUGAAACCGCCCUGUAUCGGAGAAUCAGCGAACAUUUCCCGCUUCGAUGGACGGGUGGACCGUUCCCCUCCAUGCUUCUUCUUGAUCCGUGCAUGUUUGGUUUCCACUUGUCAUGCUUCAAACACUCACACAUAUGCCAUUGACCACCACUACAGUGUCACGCAAGCGUUCAGCGUGCACGUUACCAUGUUGCUGUCCUUGUUCGUGACGUCAUGGUACACUCUCUUCCGAUGUUCCGAGUUAUGUUCACUUCAAACCUGCACCAUUGCUUGUGGUAUCACGUUCAUUGAUCAAGAAACCAUCACCAA
Salpingoeca rosetta is the source of this 7216-nucleotide messenger RNA. RefSeq lists its product as uncharacterized. The coding region runs from base 16 to 6894 and encodes 2292 amino acids. Gene Ontology annotation, molecular function: protein binding. The record is from RefSeq and is a predicted model, not a curated record. The transcript is spliced from 3 exons. NCBI's taxonomy places the organism in Eukaryota, Choanoflagellata, Craspedida, Salpingoecidae.